Trichogramma pretiosum is the source of this 1819-nucleotide messenger RNA. RefSeq lists its product as uncharacterized. NCBI's taxonomy places the organism in Eukaryota, Metazoa, Arthropoda, Insecta, Hymenoptera, Trichogrammatidae. The transcript is spliced from 3 exons. Bases 102 to 1460 code for a protein of 452 amino acids. The record is from RefSeq and is a predicted model, not a curated record.
UGUUGUUGAUUCUUAGUAAAAUAUUUAUAAUAUUUAUCAAACAUCAAAUAGUUUUGACUAUAUUAUUUCAUCGGUAUCGGAGCAUUCGUCACACGGAAAAAAUGGGGCCAAUUUCAAUAAAUCGAGAAUAUUUUCUUACAAGAUCGAGUGCUGACGUUCUCAUUAAUCUGGUAAAUUAUUUAAAUGAUAACGAAAUUGAAGAAGAACAAUUAGAGGAUAAAAAUGUUUUGAAGACUAUAAUACGUGAUGGGAUGAAAAGAUAUGUAAACCAACCACCUCCGUCAAUAUACUUAGACACACUUAAAUAUACGAUUCUUACUUUUACUAUGGAUUAUUUAAAAGUUGUAAAUUUAUAUCGCAUAAAUACCGCCGUACUGCUCGUGGGAUGCGUUGAAUAUAUUUUGUUUCCUGGGGUAGAAGACAGAGAACUUAGAAAAAUAUAUCAUUGUAGCCACGCGAAGGCGAAAAAGAUAUAUAAUAAAUUGCGUGGUUUCCGAGAACAAAAGGAACAAAACGAUAACAUAGUUGUUGCAGCUAGAGAAUUUUUUGAUUGCCUAAUUUUUAUACGAAGAAGUGAAUUUUUAAAAACAAUACGAAAUUACUUGAGAGGUCUUGAGAUAGACUCUAACGAACUGCAAUUUAUACGAACAAAAUCUAUUGAAGUAAUUAAAGAAAAAGCAGCUAACGUCAUUGCUCAACUAUCAGUAGAUCGUAAGGGUACCAUCGAAGAUAAUCUACUCACGUCUGCUCCUGAAUUGAGCGUGUUGAAAUCAGUAAACCAUAAAUCUAUUUUACCUAACUCUAUAAAAAUAAUAAAAAAAACAAAGCCACUUCUUAUAACUCGAGAAUAUCUUAAUGCUAAAUGUAAUGCAGAGGUUAUCAUUAAUUUGCAAGAAUAUUUAAUUUUUGAGGAAGUUGAAAAAGAAAAUUUAGAUGAUGAAAAUCUUAGUAAUAUUAUUCGUAAGGGCAUGAAAAAACGUGCAAAUAGCUGGCCUAGACCCAUAGAAUUCAGCACAUUCAAACGCACACUUCUUGAUUUGACACCUGACUAUAUAAAGACAAUACAUUUAUAUCGGUUGAAUGUUGGGGUAUUGCUGGUUGUGUGUGUCGAGGUAUUAUUACACGCAAACGAAAAUAACGAAAACUAUAUCACGAUAUAUCGUUGUGAUAUAAACAAAGCUAUCAAAGAAUAUAACAAACUAUGUAAUUUACCAGUAAAUCAGAACCAACCAAUGGAUGUAGCUAAAUCAGCUAAAUCUUUUUUUCGUUGCGAUAAGUUUUUCAGAAAAAAUGAAUUCUUGAAAAUAAUUAGAUCUUAUCUGAGAGCAAUAGCUGAUUAUAUUGACAGUGACGAGUUAUCUUAUGUAAGAGACACUUCCAUUCAAUUUAUACAUGAUAAUGCAGCUAAGUACCGAGUUGAACCGACACAAAACAUAAUUGAUCAGAUCGAUGAUCAUUAACUUUACCCGAGAACGAUCGUCAGAUUCGUCUACCAACGCGAGAUGUGCCAUUGGUGAAAGUCUGAUUUAUCAGUCGUAUCAGAAACUCUGAGUCCAAAACUCUUUGGACCAGAUAGUAUUAGCAAGAAUGUCUAAUUCGAAUUUAUGACCAGUAACAAUUGUAGAAGUUCGCAAUUAUUUAUUGUAUGUUGGAUUUAUUUUACUAUGAGAUGAAAAAGUCGGAGUCUUAUCAAAAAAAGAUAUUAAAAAUUCACUGAAUAAGAUAUGAAUAACACUAAUACCUUCAAUUGAAACCCUGAUUUAACGCAAGAAUACUUUAUAAUUCUAGUCGCUGUCCCCCGAAUGAACGAAAAAAAAUU